Crotalus tigris (Tiger rattlesnake) is the source of this 876-nucleotide messenger RNA. RefSeq names its product paired like homeobox 2B (gene PHOX2B). Gene Ontology annotation, biological process: regulation of transcription by RNA polymerase II. Gene Ontology annotation, molecular function: RNA polymerase II transcription regulatory region sequence-specific DNA binding; DNA-binding transcription factor activity, RNA polymerase II-specific. The record is from RefSeq and is a predicted model, not a curated record. Lineage: Eukaryota; Metazoa; Chordata; Lepidosauria; Squamata; Viperidae. The transcript has 3 exons. The coding region runs from base 1 to 876 and encodes 291 amino acids.
AUGUAUAAAAUGGAAUAUUCCUACCUCAAUUCCUCCGCCUACGAGUCGUGCAUGGCCGGCAUGGACACGUCCAGCCUGGCCUCGGCUUACGCGGACUUCAGCUCCUGCAGCCAAGCCAGCGGCUUCCAGUAUAACCCCAUCCGGACCACUUUUGGAGCCACCUCGGGCUGCCCGUCGCUCACGCCCGGAUCCUGCAGCCUGGGGACCCUCAGGGACCACCAGAGCAGCCCCUACGCGGCAGUCCCUUACAAGCUCUUCACCGACCAUGGCGGCCUGAACGAGAAGCGGAAGCAGCGCAGGAUUCGCACCACCUUCACCAGCGCGCAGUUGAAAGAGCUGGAGAGGGUCUUCGCCGAAACCCACUACCCGGAUAUCUACACCCGCGAGGAGCUGGCCUUGAAGAUCGACCUCACCGAAGCGCGAGUGCAGGUCUGGUUCCAGAACCGGCGAGCCAAGUUCCGCAAGCAGGAGCGGGCGGCGGCGGCGGCGGCGGCGGCGGCCAAGAACGGCCCGUCCGGGAAGAAACCGGACCCGUCGCGGGACGAUGAGAGCAAAGAGGCCAAGAGCACCGAUCCGGACAGCACCGGCGGGCCGGGUCCCAACCCCAACCCGGCGCCCAGUUGCGGCGGGGGCGGCGGGCCCAGCCCUGCCGGGGGCCAGGGCGGUGCCGGAGCUGGCGGGCCCGGUCCGGAGGGGAGCAAAGGCGCCGCGCCCCCCGGCUUGGGCGCAGCGGGGCCCGGGCAGGGCUGGGCUGCGGGGCCGGGCUCGCUCGCCUCCAUCCCGGAUUCCUUAGGCGGGCCCUUCGCCAGCGUCCUCUCCUCCUUGCAGAGACCCAACGGCACCAAAGGCACCUUGGUGAAGAGCGGCAUGUUUUGA